Messenger RNA from Linum trigynum, 2405 nucleotides. NCBI's taxonomy places the organism in Eukaryota, Viridiplantae, Streptophyta, Magnoliopsida, Malpighiales, Linaceae. The record is from the annotation of a GenBank genome assembly.
CCUGAAUCGGAGGUCAAACGAGCUCAAACGAGAGCAACGAAGCUUAGGAGUGCAUGCUGGAAAUUGUGCACGGCCGUGUAAAAUUAUGCACGGCCGUGUGAGUUUCCAGGGGGGUUUGCACGGCCAAAAAUUCAAUUUGCACGGCCGUGCAAGUAGGGGGUGCGAGUUUCAGCGGGUAUAAAAGCUGUUUUGCGAUUUUUGGAGAGGGAGAGCUGGGUUUUGGAUCCCAAACACCCAAGGGACGAACCCUAGAGAGAGAGAGCGACUGGGGAUCAUUCUUGUACCUAUUUUGGAGGAUUUAUUCACCAUUGGAGCUCGAGAAUCAAGCUUGGACCUAAUUGAGGAUCUAGGGGGAAUCGUACCUAAGUGAAUUCCCAACUUGUAAUUAGUAGUUUAGCCUUAGCUUAGUUAGUAGAGUAGUUUAGUAAAUCAAUCAUUAAUCUGGUUUGCUAGAUAAUGAACUGAAGCUGAGUAAUAGUAACUCUAGAGACCCGUGGAUUCGAUAUUUAUUAUUGUGCCACUAUACUGCAGUCCCUUUCAUUGGAUACACUUGGCCAUUGUUCGGAGUUGUGUCGUAGCAUGUCAAGUUUUUGGCGCCGUUGCCGGGGAAUUUCUAGAUUAUUAGGAAAGGCAUAAGUUUGUUACUUUAGCAUAUUUUUUUUCCACCCUUGCUUUUCACUUGGGUGUUUUUGUUUUAGUUCGUGCAGAUCUGAAUCAUGGAUCCUCAUGGCUUCUUCAACCAUUGGGGGUAUCCACCACCACCCGAGUGGUAUUACCCCGACACAUCCUGGAGCAAUCAAGCAGGAGAAGGUUAUGGAUUCGGGUUUCAAUACCAACCCCCUACUAUGGAGAACAACCAGACCCUUGGGAACCUCAAGAACAAUGUUCUUAUCAGGAAGAAUUCCUCCCACAACCAGAAGGGCCAUCGGAGUUGGAGUUCAUUGCACAAAAUGUUGCCCAACGUGUGUGGCACCGUUCAUUGCACAAAAUCGGGUUUUGGAAGAGAUUUUAGUGAUCCUUAGUGGGAUGUACACCUACAAGGUGAAGCUAAGCCGUCUCUAGUACGAGUAAAAUUUCCACCCGUUGAACGGUUUGCCUACUUGAGGAUGUGUUUUUAAGGGCACGGAUAGAGCUUCCGACACCCCUUAAUUUCAUUGACCCUCCACACGAAGUGAGGAAAAAGAGUUAAAAGAAGUACUCUGGCGAGCGACAGAUGUACAAAAAUUGCUCUUGCUCAACUAAUAAGGGCCGACCGGGCAUACAAAUUAUUGUUGGAACCCCAGUAAAGUAAAGCAAAAGAAGAACAAAUAAUGCGAAAAGGGGUUCCAACAAGUGAAAUGAAAUGAAAGAGCACCCGAUACAAAGAGUCCUUGGUUGUUGAAUUGUGUGAGUCCCUCUAUCCAUGAAUUGGUUGUCUUUGUUUUGCUGCUUCUCAUGAUCCUGGCUUGAGCCUAGUACUCGCAUUAAGAGAGAUAGGGGACGUCUUAGAAGACCAGUUGACCUCGUAAGAUGCUAAAUGAUCUAGGAAAUCCUCUACCGACGAUCGGGGUUGUAUGUGGUUGUAAAGGACUGGAGAGUUACAUUGGUUUGAGUCAGGUUUCCUUGGGGACAAGCAAACAGUUAAGUGUGGGGGAAUUUGAUGACUACAUAUUUACACAUGUUUUAUCCCUCAUUCCUUGAUUGUUUAGCUUGGUUUUUAUCCUACUUUGGCCUAAUUUACGCUAGGUUGUGUUCCUUUGUCACAUUUCAGGUCCUAGCAUGUAAAGUGAAGCCUUGGUGCAAGUUUCAAGUCAAUCGAAGAUAAAUUGGCGACUCGGGGUGAGAAACUCGGGAAUGACUUGAGGAAGAAUGGAUUUCUACCUCAUUUUAUUGACAAAUAAUCAUGAAAGCUUGUCAUGAAAAGAAAUAGGACAAGACUACGAGCAUCUGGGAUCAAAUGGCACCUGAAUCGGAGGUCAAACUAGAUCAACGAAGCUUAGGAGUGCACGCUGGAAAUUGUGUGCGGUCGUGUAAAAUUCUGCACGGCCGUGUGAGUUUCCCAGGGGGUUUGCAUGACCAAAACUUCAAUUUUCACGGCCGUGCAAGUAGGGGGUGCGAGUUUCAGCAGGUAUAAAAGUUGUUUUGUGAUUUUUGGAGAGGGAGAGCUGGGUUUUGGAUCCCAAACACCUAAGGGACGAACCCUAGAGAGAGAGCAACUGGGGAUCAUUCUUGUAGCUAUUUUGGAGGAUUUAUUCACCAUUGGAGCUCGAGAAUCAAGCUUGGACCUAAUUGAGGAGCUAGGGGGAAUCAUACCUAUGUGAGUUCCCAACUUGUAAUUAGUAGUUUGGCCUUAGCCUAGUUAGUAGAGUAGUUUAGUAAAUCAAUCAUUAAUCUAGUUUGCUAGAUAAUGAAAUGAAGCUGAGUAA